AUGAAGAGGUGAUGGAGACUUCAGUCUGCCAAUCACCGGGCAGGUGGGCGGGAUCACGCGGCGCCCCGUUCACCUGACAGCUAGACAGUAUGCGCGUGCUGUAGUAAUCCUGUCCUGAAUGUCAGUAGGUGCGAUACUGAGACCUGACAGCAGCUGUUCUCUCACUGUUUCCUUCCUCUCAGACUUUAUCGAUACACACUCCCUGACAAAACAGCCAGCAGGGAAAGUCUCCAGGUCGCUUUUACUGUUUGUGGGCAUGGAACAUGUGCGGAAGGAGGCGAAGGAUAAUCCGUCGGCUUCAGCUAAUCUUCUCUCCAAGAUUUUCUUCUGACAGCUUGUCCCCGGGAUGUGAUGGCAGGUGGCGAGCAUCCGUCCGUGGAGACACGAACCAUAAUGAGGAGAGAGCUCAGGAUGUUUCGGUGUCAAUGUGUUAACCCACAAGCAGAGUUGUGCAGAGUAAUUCUACUGUAAUGUUUCAGUAGGGAGUUGGUUGACUCCCUUGUUCAGAAUUGGAUACAAGAGGAAGUUGGAGGAAGAUGACAUGUAUAACGUGCUUCCUGAGGAUGCAUCAGAUAGACUCGGGGAGGAGCUACAAUGGUACUGGGACAGAGAAGUUCAACAGGCGGCAAAAGAUCUGCGCCCACCCAAACUCAGCAAAGCGCUUGUUCAGUGCUAUUGGAAAUCAUACUCAUUUAUUGGAAUGUACAUUUUUAUAGAGGAGGUUAUCAAAGUCAUUCAGCCGGUGCUACUAGGGAAAAUAAUUGAGUACUUCGAGAGUUAUGACCCCAGUAACACGGCUGCAGUCUACGAGGCCUACAGCUAUGCUGCAGGCAUCUCACUGUCCACUGUCAGCUUGGCCAUUCUUCAUCAUCUCUAUUUCUACCAUGUCCAGCGGGCAGGCAUGAAGAUUCGUGUGGCCAUGUGCCACAUGAUCUAUCGGAAGGCUCUUUGUCUUAACAGCAAAGCGUUUGCCAAAACUACCACAGGACAAAUUGUAAACCUCUUAUCCAAUGAUGUCAACAAAUUCGAUGAGGUAACCUUGUAUUUGCACUUUUUGUGGAUUGGUCCUCUACAAGCAGCAACCGUGAUAGUGUUGUUGAUGUAUGCGAUUGGACCAUCGUGCCUUGCAGGAAUGGCCGUCUUCUUUAUCCUAAUGCCAAUUCAGACUUUAUUUGGACGGUUGUUCUCUACUCUAAGGGCUGAAACAGCGGUUUUAACCGAUGACAGAAUACGCACGAUGAAUGAAGUCAUCUCUGGGAUCCGUGUUAUAAAGAUGUAUGGGUGGGAGAAGCCUUUUGCUGCUUUGGUCGAUGAGGUCAGAAGAAAGGAAAUCUCCAAAAUCAUGAAAAGCUCCUACUUGCGAGGCCUGAACAUGGCGUCUUUCUUUGUGGCCAUCAAGAUCAUCGUCUUCAUCACUGUCCUUGUCUACGUACUGACAGGAAACCAGUUGUCUGCUAGUAAAGUCUUUAUGGCAGUUUCUCUCUACGGAGCGGUCAGACUCACCAUCACGCUCUUCUUUCCCUAUGCCAUCGAGAAGGUCUCUGAGUCUCUCAUCAGCAUUAGAAGGAUAAAAAGUUUUCUUCUGCUGGAUGAAAUAGACCCUCAGCAUCAGUGGCUUCCUGUGGCAGAGAAGAAGGACUGUAUGGUGAAGAUUCAGGAUUUAAUAUGCUACUGGGAUAAGAUGCUAGAGGCUCCAACUUUACAGAACGUGUCUUUCACAGUGAAGCCAGAGCAGCUCCUGGCAGUGAUUGGACCUGUUGGCGCUGGAAAGUCUUCUCUCCUCAGUGCCAUCCUGGGAGAACUGAGUCAGGAGAGUGGCGUGGUCAAGGUCAGAGGAGAGCUGACAUAUACAUCUCAGCAGGCCUGGAUUUUACCUGGCACGAUUCGAAGCAACAUCCUUUUUGGCAAAACACUCAACCCCCAGAAGUAUGAAAGAGUUCUGAGAGCCUGCGCCCUCAAGAGAGACAUGGACCUAUUGCCAGGUGGUGACUUGGCGAUGGUUGGGGACAGAGGGGCCAACCUCAGUGGAGGCCAGAAGGCAAGGGUCAGCUUGGCAAGAGCAGUUUAUCAGGACGCAGAUAUCUACCUUCUGGAUGACCCACUCAGUGCUGUGGACGCUGAAGUGGGAAAGCACCUUUUCGAAGAGUGCAUUUGCGGACUUUUGAGGAAGAAGCCUCGUAUCUUGGUCACUCAUCAGCUCCAGUAUCUGAAGGCUGCAGAUGAAAUUCUGGUCUUAAAGGAGGGUCAGAUGGUGGCACGAGGGACCUACAGUGAGUUGCAGGGCUCUGGACUAGACUUCACCUCCCUGCUUAGUAAAGAGGAGGAGGUCCAGGAGGAAGAGAGGCGGGGCACGACCCCCAUCUCUAUCGCCCACUCACUCUCCUCUAUGUCCUCACUGGCCUCCUCCAAGUACUCUUUGAUUGAGGGAGCAGAUCCACUGCCGGUGGUAGUGCAACCAACGGAGGAAGAACACCGCUCAGAGGGGAACAUCGGCCUGCGUAUGUAUGUCAAGUAUUUCAAGGCUGGCGCUAACUUCCUGGUGCUCUUGGUGCUCGUUUUACUCAAUGCUCUGGCACAUAUAACAUUUGUUCUACAGGACUGGUGGCUUGCUUGCUGGGCCUCUGAACAGACGCACAUCAAUGUGACAGGGCACCUCAAUGGCAGCUUCCCUCAGCAGCUGGACCUUGACCUGUACCUAGGUGUUUACGCAGGGUUAACAGCUACUUCUGUAGUGUUUGGCUUCCUCCGUAGCUUGCUCUUCUUUAAUGUCCUGGUGAGCUCGGCCCAAACCCUGCACAACAGCAUGUUUGACGCCAUCCUCCGGACCCCAGUGCACUUUUUUGAUGUCAACCCGAUUGGAAGAAUCCUCAACAGGUUUUCGAAGGACAUCGGUUACCUGGACUCUCUGCUCCCAUGGACGUUUGUGGACUUUAUCCAGGUACUUCUCCAAGUCAUUGGGGUGAUCGCAGUGGCUGCCGUCAUCAUCCCCUGGAUCCUCAUUCCUGUCGUUCCCCUUCUUGCUGUCUUCCUGUUUCUGCGAUGUUACUUCCUACAGACCUCUAGGGACAUCAAGCGACUUGAGUCUACCACUCGGAGUCCUGUAUUCUCCCACCUUUCGUCCUCUCUCCAAGGCCUGAGCACCAUUCGUGCCUUCAAGGCUCAGCAGAGGUUUCAGCAAAUGUUCGAUGACUAUCAAGAUCUUCACUCAGAGGCCUGGUUCUUAUUCCUGACCACUUCUCGCUGGUUCGCUGUACGUCUUGAUGGAAUUUGCUCCAUUUUUGUCACCGUCACUGCUUUUGGCUGCCUUUACCUCAGGGAUGGACUGGAACCAGGUGCGGUUGGUCUGGCUCUGUCUUAUGCCAUGACGCUUACGGGGAUGUUCCAGUGGGGCGUCAGACAGAGUGCAGAAAUCGAGAACAUGAUGACAUCAGUGGAGCGAGUGGUGGAGUAUGCAGAGCUGGAGAGUGAAGCACCCUGGCAGACGGACACACAGCCUCCGCACGACUGGCCCAAGACAGGCUCCAUCACCUUUGACAGAGUCAACUUCUCCUACAGCGCCAGUGAGCCUCUGGUCCUGAAGAACCUCACUGUCGUCUUCACAUCCAGAGAAAAGGUUGGCAUCGUUGGACGCACCGGUGCUGGUAAAAGCUCCCUGAUCUCUGCCUUGUUCCGGCUGGCAGAACCUGAGGGAAGAAUAAUGAUCGAUGGUUUUCGGACUUCUGAGAUUGGUCUGCACACCCUGCGGCAGAAAAUGUCCAUCAUCCCACAGGACCCAGUUCUCUUCACGGGCACCGUGAGGAAGAAUCUGGACCCUUUCAGGCAGCACACAGAUGAGGACCUGUGGAAUGCACUCCAAGAGGUGCAGAUGAAGGCCGUGGUGGAGGACCUUCCCAAUAAGCUGGAGACGGUGCUCAUGGAGUCAGGCUCGAACUUCAGCGUGGGCCAGAGGCAGCUGGUGUGCCUGGCCAGGGCCAUCCUCCGGAAAAACCGCAUCCUCAUCAUUGAUGAGGCCACAGCCAAUGUGGACCCAAGAACUGACAGCCUCAUCCAGCAGACUAUCCGGGACAAGUUUCACGAGUGUACAGUCCUCACCAUUGCUCACAGGCUCAACACUAUCAUUGACUGUGACAGAAUACUGGUUCUGGCUGCCGGGAGGAUCCAGGAGUAUGACCAGCCGUAUGUGCUGCUCCAGAACCAGGAUGGGCUCUUUUACCAGAUGGUCCAACAGACAGGCAGAGCUGAGGCCGCCUCCCUGCUGCACACAGCCAAACAGGUUUACGUGAACAAAAAACGAGCGACAGACGUGCGCCAUGCCAAGGACAUCCACGUCAUCUUUGAGACAUCUCUUUGACAGUUUGGAGAGCGGCUGCGCCCCCUCGCGCUUGCCAUCACUGACCAGAUCUUUUCACCUGACGUACUUAGAUUCCUUACUGUGUAUUAAAACGUCCUUAGACUCCCAGCAGGCAGAAUGUAGUGUGUGCUGCUUUUGACUGGCAUAGUAUCCGAGGCAGGAUGUGCCUCUAUUGACAGCAUAUUACUGCUCGGCUUUUUAUUGAUUACACCCUGCUAUGUUUAUGUAUGUGUGUUCUGGCCUCUUGGGUAGCUUCAAUCCUGCACUGGUGCUCAAAAGAGUGCAGAUAUUGGAUGUGUUCAUCCUGGUGCAAUAAAUAACUGGUGGCUUAAAUUAUCCCUUUAAGGCAAACAUUGUUUUGUAGGUCUUUUUAUUAUUUGGAAAAUGCUUAAAAGGACGAGGAGGGCCUGAGAGGAGACACCAAUGUUUUCAGCAAUUAUUGUGCCUUAAUCAGAAUAUUGAUUUGUUGUUGUUGUUUUUUUUGUAAUUGCACUGUUUUUAAUUGAGUAGUCUUGCAGCACUUUGACGAUAGUGGUUUUAUGUCUACCUCAGCUCUUGUCAGCAAAGAACAGUAAAUGUUAAUGAUGAACACAGGAAGUGUUGGACAGACGUUUUAUUGCAUCUGAACAUUUUUCUCUAGGGUAAUUUCAACCUUCUGUCUGUACUCUUGUGAUGAAUGGGCUGUUGUUGCUUCAAAAAUGUGCAUACUUUGGCUAAAACAUUAUAUUUAGUACGUUGUUAUAGCUGUUUAAAGGUGCAAUAUGUAAGAAUUUUAGUUGAAAACAUAAACAAAAUAAUAAUAACCAAAAUUACCUUCAGAAUGGGAAGGAAUAAAUGUUUUGAUGCUUUCUGAAGUUAGCAUGCCAACCAGCUAGCCUAUCCUGGUCCAAAGGUCCUUUGCUAGCGGCGUAAGCAUCAACGCCUCUCAUCGUCCUGACUGCUAGCUGCAUAGCUAACUGAGCUAACUAGCUUACUGCAGCUGCAGUUAGCAGCAAUUAGCGGUUACUCUGGUGACAUGCUGCCCCCUAUUUGUUGUUAGCAUGGACGUAUCAAGAAAUCUGGAUACAGUGUUGGAGAGGGCAACCUGUCAUUCCUAUGAAAGCUGCUCAGUGGCACAUGAAGCUAAAAUCACCCGAAAAGCAUGCGCACUGCUGAUUGAGCAGGCUAACUUCUGGUUAAGUGCCCGGCUAAAUUCAAUGAGGUUACAGUAAUUUGACUGCGCAGCUCUUCUGCCCUUUCGAAGUUUUAUUGGGGCGAAUGACUCAAAUUAUGACAGCUAAACUUGACAUUUUUCGGGGGGUUGUGAUACUCAAUAAAAUACGUGCAUCCACAGUUUGACAGUCGCUUCUCUCAAAUAAGCUUAUGGGAAGAAGUCUUUUUGAGCCACAGUGCAUCGUGUGAUGAUGUAAUUACACGAUUUACACGGCCAUUCCUUAAACUGGCUUCAAAGCCUGGCGCACUUCCUGGGGGCUUGAUUUUGAGUUUGAAUUUGACAGGUUGGCAAUUCUUACAUAUCGUACAUUUAAAAUAUGUGAACUCUUUGUUUUGAAUAUCUUUGUGUCUGGGUUUGUAACACUAUAUUACACACAGUAUUAUUAAAGAUGAUGUUUUAUGGCGUUUGUACAUGAUGAUUAGUCAAAAUGAUCACUUAUUUACACCAAAUGAAAUUCAAAUUCCGUAAUACAAUAAUAAUUUAUUUUAAUAAAAGUAUUUCUUAACUGUU
Acanthopagrus latus (yellowfin seabream) is the source of this 6074-nucleotide messenger RNA. RefSeq names its product multidrug resistance-associated protein 4-like. NCBI's taxonomy places the organism in Eukaryota, Metazoa, Chordata, Actinopteri, Spariformes, Sparidae. Gene Ontology annotation, molecular function: ATP binding; ABC-type transporter activity; ATP hydrolysis activity. Gene Ontology annotation, cellular component: plasma membrane. The transcript has 32 exons. Gene Ontology annotation, biological process: transmembrane transport. Bases 542 to 4351 code for a protein of 1269 amino acids. The record is from RefSeq and is a predicted model, not a curated record.